CGACUCCAGACCCACCAUGGCCAAGUACGAUCGGGCGCUGACGGUGUUCUCACCGGACGGCCACCUGUUUCAGGUCGAGUAUGCUGGUGAGGCUGUGCGCCAGGGAACUGCUGCAGUUGGAGUGCGUGGCAAGACUGCGGUGGUGUUGGGCGUGGAGAAGAAGGCGUCGGCUAAGCUGCAGGACAUGCGGACGGUGCGCAAGAUCGUCAAGCUCGACGACCACAUCUGCGUGGCCUUUGCCGGCCUCCGGGCCGAUGCACGCGUGCUGAUCGACAAGGCCCGGGUCGAGUGCCAGUCGUACCAGCUCAACAUGGAGGUUCCGGCUACCGUGCCGUACAUCGCCCGCUACGUCGCCGGCGUCCAGCAGCGGUACACUCAGCGUGGUGGCAUGCGCCCGUUCGGCAUCUCCACCCUCAUUGUCGGCUUUGACCUCGUCACCAACGAGCCGCAUCUGUACAAGACCGACCCAUCGGGCGCGUUCUCAGCAUGGAAGGCCGCCGCCACCGGCCGCUCGUCCAAGUCGGUUCGCGAGUACCUCGAGAAGAACUAUGACGCCGACGCUGCCGACGAGGACGUCAUCAAGCUGGCCGUCAAGGCCCUUCUCGAGAUUGUCGAUUCGGGCAAGAAUAUUGAUAUCUGCGUCAUGCGUCCCGGUGGUGCCAUCGAGUUCCUUGAGGCCGACGCCAUCUCGGCCCUCGUCGACGUCAUCGAGGCCGAGGCCGAGGCUGAGGCCGAGGACUAGCUCACGCCAGUCCCCCUUUCCUCCCCUCCCCCCUCCCCCUCCCCCC
Molecule: messenger RNA, 788 nt
Organism: Thecamonas trahens ATCC 50062
Lineage: Eukaryota; Apusomonadida; Apusomonadidae
Product: proteasome subunit alpha type-7
Exons: 2
Coding region: 17-742 (241 amino acids)
Biological process (GO): ubiquitin-dependent protein catabolic process
Cellular component (GO): proteasome core complex, alpha-subunit complex; proteasome core complex; nucleus
Source: RefSeq, a predicted model, not a curated record